This is a messenger RNA of Amaranthus tricolor (Joseph's coat), 2594 nucleotides long. Its product is annotated as bZIP transcription factor 29. The record is from RefSeq and is a predicted model, not a curated record. Gene Ontology annotation, molecular function: DNA-binding transcription factor activity. The coding region runs from base 505 to 2196 and encodes 563 amino acids. NCBI's taxonomy places the organism in Eukaryota, Viridiplantae, Streptophyta, Magnoliopsida, Caryophyllales, Amaranthaceae. The transcript has 5 exons. Gene Ontology annotation, cellular component: nucleus. Gene Ontology annotation, biological process: regulation of DNA-templated transcription.
AUUUGAAGAUUGAUUGAUUGAUAAAUACAAGGUCUAAAUGCGGUCGGAAUUUCAAAUUCACUUUUUUUUUCGCCAAUUAUAUAAAUUUUAAAAAAUUAAUUAAAAAUAUAUUUAAUCAGCCAUUUUAUUAAAUUCACGCGUUUGGACACCAGAAAAUCCGUGUUGCACUGUUUUUUCUAGUCAUAUCUUCUUCUUCAUAGAAAAAAAGGAGAGAGAAUCUAGAGAGAGAAAGUAGAGAGAUAGGGACAAAGAACCAGUUCUUGCGCCUUGCACUAAGGUUACCGAUCAAACUAGCUACAAGUGUUUAUCUUCGCAAAUUUAAGCGGGUGGUGUAUAGAUUCUCAUCAUUUGUAUGCCUCAUUUUGGUUCUUGGUAUAUGUGUGAGAGUGAACUUCACUUAAUGGUUUUGGGGUUUUUGUGGGUUGAUAUUUGAAGUUGAAAAACUGUUGAACUUAUUUUGUUUGAAAGAAUUUAGGUUUUAGUUUGUGUUGAAUUUGAACUGAAAUGGGUGAUACAGAAAGGGGUAAUAUUGAUAUGAUGCAUAGAUUACAAAACCCUUUUGGGGCUUUAUCAAGAACAAAUAAUCAUCUUGAUGUAUCUCAAUUAAGUAUAUCCCAAAUCAGACCACCUUUACCUCAAAAUACCCAAAACCCACAAAAUUUUGGUACUGAAAAUGGUAAAAGGUCUGGUAUUCCACCAUCACAUCCUGCUAUGCCACCACUUUCACCUUAUUCACAAAUUCCAGUGACUAGACCUGGUGUUCAUCACUCAGGUUCCCAGAAUUAUACUCGUGGACCGACCCAUUCGAGAUCAUUGUCUCAACCAUCAUUCUUUAUGAAUGAUUCAUUGCCCCCUUUGAGUCCUUCACCUUACCAAAACUCUACUUCCCCUACAAAUGCUCAUGAACAUACCAAUUCGUCCAAUGGUUCGUUGGAGAAUCGUGAUGGUAAUGGGAAUUUAUUGUUGCCUCCGGGUUCUUUUGGUAGAAGUAGUUCGUUGCAUAUUUCUGAGGGUCUCCCCCCUCGGAAAUUGCAUAGGCGGUCUAUAAGUGAUAUACCGUUUGGGUUUGAUAAUGUAUUUCAUUCAUCACCGCCACCAACACCGAUGAUUCCUCCUAGUCCUAGAGAUCAUAAUGGGUUGGAGAGGAGUUUGUCUGGUGGAGAGUUUCCGAGGUCUACAAAACCAGCUCAGUUAGUUAAGAAGGAGUCAAGUUGGGAUAGGAAUCGUGAUGGUAAUAUCGAAGGUGAAGUGGUGGAUGACUUCCUUUCGGCAUAUAUGAAUCUUGAUAGCCUCGAUGCCAUGAAUUCUUCUGGGACCGAUGAGAGGAAUGGUAACGAGAAUAAGGAUGAUAUGGAUAGCCGUGCUAGUGGGUCGAAGACGAAUGGAUGUGAAAGUAGUGAUACCGAAGCUGAAAGCAGCGUGAAUGAAAGUGGUACUGGACGGAAAAGGGGUGCAGCAGGUGAAGCUGCACCAACUACAAGACACUACAGAAGUAUUUCCAUGGACAGUUUCAUGGGGAGUAUGAAUUUCGGUGAUGAAUCUCUGAAGUUACCUCCUUCCCCAAGUACCGGCGUGGCUCAACUUUCCCUUAAGGAUCCGGCUAAUGGAGAUUCUAAUGCCUUCAAUUUGGAAUUUGGUAAUGGAGAAUUUACCGGUGCAGAACUGAAGAAGAUUAUGGCUAAUGAGAAGUUAGCCGAGAUUGCUCUUACCGACCCUAAACGUGCAAAAAGGAUUUUGGCAAAUCGACAGUCAGCUGCUCGCUCAAAAGAACGGAAGAUGAGAUAUAUUUCAGAAUUGGAACACAAGGUUCAGACUUUACAAAACGAAGCCACAACUUUGUCUGCACAGCUUACAUUAUUGCAGAGAGAUUCUACUGGACUUACCAAUCAAAACAACGAGCUAAAGUUCCGUCUACAAUCCAUGGAGCAACAAGCCCAGCUACGUGACGCUUUGAAUGAAGCUUUAACAGCAGAAAUCCAACGCUUAAAGAUGGCAACAGGUGAGAUCAAUGCUGAGUCCAUGUCCAAGUGUUUUGGACAGCAGCUUUUUGUUAAUCCUCAAAUGUACCAGCAGCAACAACAGCCUCAAUCUGGCCCCACCAAUCCCAGUAAGUUGCAACAGCCUAUUGCACAGCAGGAACAACCAACGGCACAGGACUCGAACAGUACGAGCAUAAAGAGUGAAUCAAAACAAUAAUGGCUUGAAAAAUCGAGAUAAGACUAUCCCUGUUCUUCACUAGCUAUCCUUUUGUUGAAUUUGGUUGGAUUAUUGAUCUCUAGUAUGCUCUUUUUGUAUGUUGUUUUUUUAUUUGCAUAUCGACAGAGAAAGAAACUUGGAAGUAAAUUAGCCUUAAAUUCGUUUUGCAUAGAAUUACCGAAUCAUACAUUCUAUUACUCAAAUUAGGUACAUGUAACAUGUAUGGUAAACCCGAAAAUUCGUUUAGACAUAUCUAGUAAUACAACUAUUUUGUACAAUAGAGAUACUGCUGCGUGUUUAAAUGUCUAGGUUCCGUUGUUAUGCUGUUAUUCUGUCCUUGCUGUUAAGGCGAAGAUUAUUUUGUUAAUGAAAUUGGGCCUAAACUGUGGUCGUUAUCA